Rhizoctonia solani is the source of this 1377-nucleotide messenger RNA. RefSeq names its product polygalacturonase. Bases 1 to 1377 code for a protein of 458 amino acids. The transcript has 10 exons. Lineage: Eukaryota; Fungi; Basidiomycota; Agaricomycetes; Cantharellales; Ceratobasidiaceae. The record is from RefSeq and is a predicted model, not a curated record. Gene Ontology annotation, biological process: carbohydrate metabolic process. Gene Ontology annotation, molecular function: polygalacturonase activity.
AUGCGCUUGAUACUUGCCUCUGUAGCCGCACUUCUGGCCGGUGUCUGUCAGGCGCAGCAUGUGGGCCGCGUCGGACCUGCUGUACCUGCUGCAUCCAAGAUGUUCGAGUGCAACGUACUCAAUUAUGGCGCCAAGGCCGAUAAUGCUACCGACAUUGGUCCAGCGAUCAAAAGCGCCUUUAGCAAUUGCGUAGUCAAGAACCCAAAUUCGCGCCUCAUUGUUCCAAAGGGAAACUACCUUCUGUCUAGUACUGUUCUCUUGAAUGGGGCAAGCAAUUGGGCAUUCCAACUCGAUGGUCUCAUCACUGUUGACUACUCUGGUUACGUCUCGGGCGCCGUGUCCGGGAACGCACUCGUGUUCCAACGUAUGAAUGAGUUUGAAUUAUAUUCGAGCAACGGCCAAGGGCAAUUUCUCCCACCCUCUGGUCCCGUUGGCGAUCUUAGUCAAGGACAAGGAUACUUCUAUCGCCUACGCCCCAACCAGGACGGCCGCUCUGGAUGGCCGCGUCUCUUGCGCGUCCACAUCUCUACUAACUUCUCCGUGCAUGAUAUCAAACUUGUCGACGCCCCCUCUUUCCACUUGGUUGUGGGCGAAGCCGUCAACGCCGAGGUUUAUCGCAUCACUAUUCGCGGAGGGAACCAAGGCGGGUUGGAUGGCGUUGAUAUUUCUGGGACCAACUACCACGUGCACCAUGUCGAGGUCACUAACCGUGAUGAGUGCAUAUGUGUCAAGAGUCCGUCGAAACAGGCUACCAUCGAGAACAUCCGAUGCAACCAGAGCGGUGGAUCGACUAUCGGAUCAUUGAAGGAUGGAAGCGUGAUCGAAAAUAUUCUGUUCCAAAAUAUCGAGAAUUAUCAGGUCACGAACGCCUUCAUGUUAAAGACUUACCCCGGAGGCACUUCCCCUGGAUAUGUCAAGAACGUUGUGCUUCGCAACUUUACAAACAUUGAUGUUACGUACAACGCAUAUAUCACCCAAUACUGGCAGAACAGUUUUGUCGCGGGAGCCUCAAACGUCCAACUUUCUAACAUUACUUUCUCCGACUGGCGAGGAAGUUUGAACCAUGGUGCAAAUCGCGGGGCCAUUGUGAUGGUCGGAAGCGAUACGAACCCUCCGGUUAACAUUAACGUAAAGAACUUUAACUUUUGGACGCUCAAUGGGAAUAGGGUGAUCGACCGCUGCAGUAGCACUUAUGGUGCCAGUAGUGGCUCUUGUAUCAAAUCGCUCCCUGCGAAGGCGACUCCGACACAAUAUGCUACUGUUAGUGCCACGGCCACAGCCGCUCCGGCUGGAUGGGUUAAACCGAGCGCGCCUUGGGGUAUCCCUGCAUAUGACUUAUACAAGCCGAUCCCAGUUCCUACGUCCACCUUUUAUUAA